Molecule: messenger RNA, 411 nt
Organism: Erigeron canadensis
Lineage: Eukaryota; Viridiplantae; Streptophyta; Magnoliopsida; Asterales; Asteraceae
Product: ethylene-response factor C3-like
Exons: 1
Coding region: 1-411 (136 amino acids)
Biological process (GO): regulation of DNA-templated transcription; ethylene-activated signaling pathway
Molecular function (GO): DNA-binding transcription factor activity; DNA binding
Source: RefSeq, a predicted model, not a curated record
AUGGUUUUCUAUGAAAUGUUACCACAGUCUUCUUAUGGAGGGCAAUCCUCACAACAUACGACGUCUUCUCCACCCAAAAAAGUUAGCAACCGAGGGGUUCGUGCACGGAGGUGGGGCAAAUAUGCAGCGGAAAUAAGGGAUUCCUCAAGGAAUGGUGCUAGAGUUUGGUUAGGUACAUUUGAUACACCUGAAGAAGCUGCUCUGGCUUAUGACCAAGCUGCAUUGGCUGCCAGGGGUUCAAUGGCAGUUCUUAACUUUCCUAUAGAGACCGUUUACGAGUCCCCUCAAGCAAUGGAUUAUGGAUAUGAGGAAGGAAGCUCUCCGGUUUUGGCGUUGAAGAAGAAUAACUCCAUGAGAAGGAAAGCGGCUGUUAGAGAGAAGAAAAGAAAAGAGAUCGAUGAAGCUGGAUAA